Zea mays is the source of this 1809-nucleotide messenger RNA. RefSeq names its product E3 ubiquitin-protein ligase ATL42. The transcript has a single exon. The record is from RefSeq and is a predicted model, not a curated record. Lineage: Eukaryota; Viridiplantae; Streptophyta; Magnoliopsida; Poales; Poaceae. Bases 389 to 1564 code for a protein of 391 amino acids.
AAAAAACAACAACCCUUGUUGAAUUCUAUAUUCAAAUUCGGAACUCGAGACUUGGCUGGAUUUUUCGUCAGAUCAGGAUGCUUGUGCUAGCAGCUGUCCUGUCAGCAUCAACUCGUCUCAGCCAAAACUGCUCUGCUCUGUCUAUUCUAUUCAUUUCAUGCAACUCGUCUUGUUGUGUCUGUAUAACAUUAACAAGAUCAACAAUGGUGUUGUCGACGACAGCAGAGUUUGCCAAGUCAAGUAGCAGGUAAAGAUGACGCUCCCUACCCUACCCUAGACGACGACAAGAGCCGGAGCAGGCAGGAGGCGCCGUCUCCUGUCCUGUCUCCUUCCGCUCCCAGACAUAAAAAAAAACAAAAUCUUCAGGUCGUCGGCCAGGGCCAGGGCCAUGGCGCUGCGGCUGCCAAGCCACCAGCUCGCUCCCCUCGCGGUCCUCGUCUGUGCCGCCGUGGCAGCGUAUGACGAGGAGCUGUCUGCUUCUCCGCCGUCGGAUAACAACAACACACCGGCGGGCCUGGGCAUCAAGGUGCCCUUCCGCCCCCGAGUGGCAAUCGUGGUCGGCAUCUUCACCAUGAUCUUCUCCCUCACCUUCCUCCUCCUCAUGUACGCCAAGUUCUGCCACCCCUCCUCCUCCUCGUCUCCGCCACAGCCCGCCUCCAACAAUGGCGCAGCUGCAGCAGCGGUGUGCGUCGGACUCCCCAAGCAGGUCAUCGAGUCGCUGCCCUUCUUCCGGUUCGCCACCCUGCGCGGGGCGCGCCAUGGGAUGGAGUGCUCCGUCUGCCUCGCCCGCUUCGACGACGCCGACCUCCUCCGCCUCCUGCCGCGCUGCCGCCACGCCUUCCACCUCGCCUGCGUCGACCGCUGGCUCCAGUCCAGCGCCACCUGCCCGCUCUGCCGGUCCAACGUCGACGCCGACGACGCCAAGCUCGACGCCGACCACGCGCUGUCUUCCGGACGCUUCGACGACGGCGCUGCUGCUGAGGCGGCGGGGAGCGGCCGCGAUCUCCUCGACAUCUUCGUGGAGCGCGUGCCCGGACCGGACAGGCACAAGCACCGCAUCAUCGUGUCCGACGUGGUGUUCAAGAGCCGGUGGAGCGAGCUCAACUCUGCGGACCUCAUCGCUCUCGACACGGAGAUGCUUCGCUCCAUGUCCAGCGGCCGCUUCGUGUUCCCGCCAGAUUCCCCUUAUUGCGCGGCACCGGAGCACAAGCUAGCAGCAGAGGAUCAGGAGGAGACGACGAUGGCGAACAAGAACAAGGAGAGGAAGCGCCUGCUGGAGCCUGUCGUUGUGGUGGACGCACCACUCGGUGGCGAGUGCAGCAGCGGCUCCGCCGUGUCGGCGUCCGCGGCCAGGAUGAUAUCGUCCGGGGUGCGCUCCAUGUCGGAGAUCGUGAGCCUGCCACGGCUGCGCGCCGCGGCGAGGGAGCGGCUGUCGGAGGAGGAGAAUCGGCGGUGGCUGCCCAUCGCACGGCGGACGGCGCGGUGGUUCGCCGGGCGCGCCAGCGGGGGGCAGGAGGAGCACCGAGCUGUCCACGUCGUGGCGGCGGAGCAUGAUGGUGUGUAGAAUUCAAUAGGGUACGGGUGGUUGAGUUUGGGAUGGGUGGAGUUAGCACGGUAGGGCCAUUUUACGACCUCAUCGUAUAUCGAUGAGUUGUUGGAAUCCUCUAGCAUAGACUCGAGCAUGGGAGUAAUCACCUCACACCCCUCGAUUGCUUUAUGAUUGAUGCACCCGACUAAAGAUGUAAAAUGGUUUAGAAAUUAUCCGUCCGAAUCCGGAUUUGAAGAAGAUGAACACAAGUUCAGAUGCAA